CUCGUACUUUCUUACACUUGUUUCUGGAGGGGUAUCAUUGGUUUCGAGCAAGGGCAACGAAUCGACAGGAUAUACUUACUCCGCAGGCCGUGAGACCAGGCCGCCAUGGCGGCUGUAGCAGCCCCCAGAUUGUCUAUCAAAAAGGAGGAUGAAUUCAUUCCUAUCCCCGUUGCGAGCCCAAGGAGGCCCGAGCGUACGCGCGCGGGACCAUCUGCUCUGUUCAAGAAGAUCGCGCGGGUCGCUCUGUUGGCUCUUACUGUCGGAGCUGUACACAGAGCGUGGAACAACCAUCAGGCUAGGAAGGCGUUGCAGGCCACCGAUUUUACGAAUGAGCUGUGGGCGUUGGACGCGUUCGCCCCAAGACACGGAAAACCCCCCAUGAUCGGAAAGGAAGUCGAGGAUAUCUUUUUGUCGGUACCGAACAGUGCAAGCGCUAUCGCAGCUUCCCGCCAGUACGCUACAAAGCCUCAUUUGGCCGGCUCCGAGGGGGACUUCAACACUGCAAAGUACUUCCUCGAGCUUCUGCAGCACGAGUUUAGCAUCCAGCCGACAUCCUCCGAGCCCAUCUACUCCGCCGGGACCCCCGCUUCUCGCAACGCUACACUGUCCAUCACGAACCUCACUUCCCCAGCUGCUUGGAUCGACACGUACUACCCUGUCAUGAACACGCCUUUGGACAGGAAGCUUGAAAUUAUCGGAGACGACGGGGAGGUCGUGUGGAGCGCAAAGGUGGAGGAGGUUGCCGACAGCACGGACCCCGAGGCGGGGGUGUACGCGGAAGCUGUGCCGACCUUCCACGGGCUGAGCAAGAAUGGGACUGCCGAGGGCCAGCUGGUGUAUGCGCACUAUGGGCGCCGAGAGGACUAUGCUGCUCUUGUCGAGAAAGGCGUUGACCUGAAGGGAAAGAUAGUCAUUACCCGCUACGGUGGUAUCUUCCGAGGGCUAAAGGUCAAAGGUGCCGAGGAACUCGGCGCGGCAGGCGUUCUCAUCUACUCCGACCCCCGCGACGACGGCACAGUAACCGUCGAGAACGGAUAUGCGCCCUAUCCCAACGGCCCCGCGCGCAACCCGACGUCUGUCCAGCGCGGCUCGGUGCAGUACCUGUCCAUGUACCCCGGCGACCCUACGACGCCCGGCUACCCGGCGUACGAGAACAGCACACGUACCGACGGUGCGAACAUUCCGAAGAUCCCUAGCUUGCCGAUGUCUUGGAAUAACGCGAAGAGGCUGUUGGAGGAGAUCGCGGAAGGUGGAGGGAACAAGACGAUCAGGCUUGUCAAUCAUGUGGACGAUCGGGUUAUACCCAUUUGGAAUACUAUGGGUGUUAUUCCAGGUCACAUCAAGGAUGAAGUCGUGCUCGUUGGCAACCACAGGGAUGCUUGGGUAAUGGGUGCUACUGACCCAUCAUCCGGAACCGCAUCCGCACAUGAAAUGAUCCGCGGAUUCGGUGUUCUCUUGAGGAAGGGCUGGAAACCACUUAGGACUAUCGUCAUUGCAAGUUGGGAUGCUGAGGAGUAUGGCCUUAUUGGGAGCACUGAAUGGGGAGAGGAUUUCGCGGAUUGGAUUCAGGAGCACGUUGUAACCUAUCUGAACCUCGACUCCUCCGUCGGAGGCUCUCGAUACCGCGCUUCUGCGUCACCCUCGCUUGCUCACCUGUCGCGUCAGACGGCGGAAGAGAUCCCUCAUCCGACUAUGCCCGGCAAGACCUUGUGGGACGCCACGACCGAUUCUGGUCCGUUCUAUGGAGAGAACAUCGACGAGGAGGUCAAGGCCAUGUAUGAGCAAGACGUCGAGGCGUUCGCUGCGAGCGGGUUGGGCGUCAGUCCGCUUGGCUCCGGUAGCGACUAUACGGUAUUCUUGCAAAGACUCGGGGUCGCGAGUGGCAACGAAGGGUUCGGGAGCACUCUGUCCGAUGCUGUCUAUCAUUACCACUCUGUUUUCGAUUCCCAGAGAUGGCAGGAACUGUACUGCGAUCCUGGAUUUACGAAGCAUGUUGUUAUUGCGAAGCAUCUCGGAUUGCAGACCCUACGUCUCGCCGGCUCUAUCGUCCUGCCUCUGAAUACGACUCAUUAUGCUUACGAGCUCGAGUCUUACCUUGACAAGGUGGAGGAGAUUGUAUCCUCAUCCUCUGCGGAGGUAAAUCUCUUGCCUCUGAGACAGUCCAUCAAAGCCCUCCAGAAAGCCAGUGUUGCACUCGACGUCGAAAAGCACAGGGCAGAGCAUGCGCUCAGGCGCGCCAUCGAGAAACUGAAGAAGAAACAUGCUAUCAUGCGAAAGAUCAGGAAGGCUAUUUGCAAGAUCAGGAAACAUAUCGGCAAGCCGUGCCAUAAGAAGGAGGAUGAGGAGGCUGUUUGUGAUAUCAAGUCGUUGACUCCUCCCGAAUUUGUGGGCAAAGACGGGCGUGUCAUCAAGCCGAGGCUUGGGCGUGCAGUCGGUAUCAUGUUGGAGCGACGGGCAGAAGAGUGCAGGGCGGCUCAGCGUCGAUCUGAAAUGCCCCUCUUGUUGGCCCACCCGAGUCGCAAGCUGCUGAAGGCUGUUAAGCGCGUGCAGGCCGCUAACAAGAAGCUCGUGGCGUUCGAGCGAGGGCUCAUCUCCGACGAAGGUAUUAAGGACCGUGAGUGGUAUAAGCAUCUCGGUGUAGCGCCGGGCAAGUGGCUAGGGUAUGGUGCUACCACCCUUCCGGCGUUGACGGAGUCCAUCACCAUUGAUAACAACUCGACGCUGGCCAAAUAUGAGGCCAUGAGGUUAAAAGAGCUCAUUGAUGGUUUGACUGCGAAGAUGAAGUCUUGAGUUGUAUUUCAGUUGUUGCAUGUAUUGAUAUCUUGUACUUUUGUAUGCCUUGACAUUUGCUAUUCAUUUUGUUCUCGUCGUUGUCUCGCCAUUAAUCGAGGUGGUGCCCCU
Gloeophyllum trabeum ATCC 11539 is the source of this 2901-nucleotide messenger RNA. Its product is annotated as Zn-dependent exopeptidase. The record is from RefSeq and is a predicted model, not a curated record. Gene Ontology annotation, molecular function: carboxypeptidase activity. Bases 106 to 2790 code for a protein of 894 amino acids. NCBI's taxonomy places the organism in Eukaryota, Fungi, Basidiomycota, Agaricomycetes, Gloeophyllales, Gloeophyllaceae. The transcript is spliced from 16 exons.